AUGCCAUCUGCUAUUCCUACGCCGCGCACCCUUUACGACAAGAUUUGGGAUGAUCAUGUCGUUGACCUGAAGGAGGAUGGACUGGCGCUAAUUUAUAUCGAUCGUCAUCUUGUUCACGAAGUUACGAGCCCACAAGCAUUCGAGGGACUACGAAAUGCAGGACGUUCAGUUCGUCGCCCUGAUUGUACCCUGGCCACAGUCGACCACAACGUUCCAACUGCCUCGCGAAAGAAUUUUACAUCAGUCGAGAGUUUUAUUGCGGAACCGGACUCGCGCGCGCAGUGCGCUGCCUUGGAAGACAACGUGAAAGAAUUUGGGUUGACAUAUUUUGGGAUGAAAGACCGAAGACAAGGCAUCGUUCAUGUUAUUGGACCCGAACAAGGCUUCACUCUCCCUGGUAUUACUUGUGUAUGCGGUGAUUCUCACACUUCAACACAUGGGGCUUUUGGUUCGCUUGCAUUCGGUAUCGGUACAUCGGAGGUCGAGCAUGUUUUGGCCACACAAACGUUGUUGCAGAAGAAAGGGAAGAACAUGCGAAUUACUGUCGAUGGUGAACUGCAUGAAGGGGUUACGUCCAAGGAUGUCAUUCUCCAUAUCAUUGGAGUCAUUGGGACCGCAGGUGGGACAGGUUGCGUCAUUGAGUACGCGGGUUCAGUCUUCCGCGGCUUUAGCAUGGAGGCGCGCAUGAGCGUUUGUAAUAUGAGUAUCGAGGCUGGUGCCCGUGCGGGAAUGAUCGCUCCCGACGAUGUCACCUUCAAUUAUCUUCGCAAUCGCCCCCUUGCUCCGAAAGGAGAUGAGUGGGAUCACGCAGUAACGUACUGGAGAUCUCUCAAAACCGACGAAGGCGCCAGGUUUGACAUUGAAGUUAACAUCCCCGCAUCCGACAUCAUUCCUACCGUUACGUGGGGCACAUCUCCGCAAGAUGUUGUCCCAAUCACUGGCUCUGUCCCCGAUCCUAGUAAAAUGUCUGAUUCCGUGAAGCGCGCUUCGGCAGAGCGUUCCUUGGCGUAUAUGGGACUCACGGCUAAUACACCCAUGGAAGAGAUCAAGGUUGACAAAGUCUUCAUUGGUUCAUGUACGAACAGUCGUAUUGAAGAUCUUCGAUCUGCCGCCAAAAUCGUACUGGCUGCUGGGCCUGAUGCUAAAGUUGCCCCUGGCGUCAUUGCCAUGAUUGUUCCAGGCUCUGGCCUUAUCAAGCAACACGCGGAGGCGGAGGGGCUGGACGUCGUUUUUAAACGUGCAGGAUUUGACUGGCGUGAAGCUGGAUGUUCAAUGUGUUUAGGCAUGAAUCCCGACCAGUUAGCUCCGGGCGAGCGGUGUGCUAGCACAAGCAACCGCAAUUUCGAAGGCCGACAAGGUGCUGGUGGUCGCACCCAUCUACUCAGCCCAGCUAUGGCUGCUGCCGCUGCGAUCACAGGGAAAUUGACGGAUGACGAGCCCCAAGCAUCACCUUCACCGGCAGCGAAACAGUCAUCCGACGGCACCACUUCCGCCUUGCCUGCCGUAACUUCGCCCUCUUCUGUCGAGAAAUUCGUCAUUUUGAGGGGCAUCGCGGCCCCACUUCAUAUCGAGAAUGUCGACACUGACAUGAUUAUUCCAAAGCAGUUCCUCAAAACCCUCAAGAGGACUGGUCUUGCCGAAGCUCUGUUCUACACGUUGCGUAAAGAUCCACAUACGGGCAAAGACACCAAUUUCAUCUUGAAUCGCGUCCCUUACGACCAAUCGAAGAUUCUUGUUUCCACUGGAAAGAACUUUGGGUGUGGAAGCUCGCGUGAGCAUGCACCAUGGAGCCUAAACGACUUUGGAAUUCGUUGUGUCAUCGCCCCAAGCUUCGCCGACAUCUUCAAAAACAAUGCGAUGCAGAAUGGGAUGUUGCCUGUUGCAGUUUCGGAGGAAGACUGUCGUGUGCUGGCUAAGGAUGCGGAAGCAGGACUAGAGUUAGAGGUUGAUCUUGAAGCGGAGGAAAUACGUCGUCCAAACGACCAACCAUCAGUCAAGUUCACGACUGAUCCUUUCCGACGGCAUUGUUUGUUGAACGGGCUGGAUGAUAUUGCGCUGACGAUGCAGCAAAGGGGGUCGAUCGAGAGUUUUGAGAAGACGAGGAGUGAGCUGUGGCCAUGGCUAGAUGGGUUUGGAUAUCAAGGCAAGAUUCCUAUUGGAGCUGCAAAGCGAAUAAAGAAGACAGAUUGGUGAUAGCCAAGUAAUAUUUACAUAACAUGUUUUCACGGCAUUUUCCGAUAUUACUCAACACUUGUUACCAACAUC
Messenger RNA from Laccaria bicolor S238N-H82, 2265 nucleotides. RefSeq lists its product as uncharacterized. NCBI's taxonomy places the organism in Eukaryota, Fungi, Basidiomycota, Agaricomycetes, Agaricales, Hydnangiaceae. Gene Ontology annotation, molecular function: 4 iron, 4 sulfur cluster binding; 3-isopropylmalate dehydratase activity. Gene Ontology annotation, cellular component: 3-isopropylmalate dehydratase complex. The transcript is spliced from 10 exons. The coding region runs from base 1 to 2193 and encodes 730 amino acids. Gene Ontology annotation, biological process: L-leucine biosynthetic process. The record is from RefSeq and is a predicted model, not a curated record.